AUGAGACUUCUGUGGUGGAUGUGCUCCUUGACACACUUCGUGUCUCUUGUGAGUGCUGAUUCCGAUUGUAUCGGUACAUGGUGUGACACAUGCCUACCCGUGACUAUCCACGAUGCACCGGGGGUUGGCUUCGAUCUGACACCUCUAUAUGGGACGGCCGUGGUGAAGUAUUACAAUGGGACUUUUGUCGAGGUUGCCAAGAUUCAGGGGAAUCCGGAAUACCUCAAGCUUAUGGCACGCCUCGCUAUAUCCGAGCCAGUACUACAAUCAACUCGAAAUUUUAUGCACAAACUUUCAUCCUGCUUGGUGGAAUAUCUCUUCCCAAGCGUCUCGUCGCCCUGGAGAGACUGGUGGCGUCGGCUGAACAUGAAACUAGGCCGACCGAUAAAAGCAGAUGGUGUCGAAAUUAUUAGUGAUUUACUCCAAGAGCUGAAAAUCGCCACCGAAAAGGCAAUUUCCCAGCCUCUGGAUCGGGUUGCUGUUACAGAGCCAGGUUUCCAGGCGCUGAGCCCGGCUAUGGUUAACGCUGCACUCCGAGUCCUAGGUUUGCGCACAUGGCUACGCGACAGCGUUUAUUACCCCUCUCGCUUAGCGGAAGGAGAUGCUGUGUAUGCAGCGAAUGGUUAUGGUUUAUGCAUUAACUACCUAGAUCGGUUCCAAUGCGCGGAUGAAUUUGAACAUUCGCCAGUUCCUACCGUUUUUGUGGUUUCCUACAACCACAAUCUCUUAUACACUAGUAUCAUAGACUAUGCUACUAGUGAAGCUUUCUCUUUCAUUUCAGGUCUUCAGGCGCAACUCGUGGACUACGACCUUGGCCUGGAUAAUCUUGUCAAGAAUGACCAAGACCAAACCGCAUUUUGGGAUCGUCUCCGUUCACAACUCCAGAUACUUCCUCGGGAGUCCGAAUAUACUAUCACGCACAUCCUGCUAGCUGGCGAAAGCGUCACACACCCUCGCUUCCUAGCUUUUCUUAGAGAAUCUAUGUCGAAACUGUCGCUUGAUCCUGCGAUGGCCAAAAUUCAACUCGCCAUAGAUCCAACUUUUGCAGCAGCGCGGGGUGCAGCACUUUACGCACGAAGGCGUCAAGAGGUGCCGAGCGACUGCUAUGAAAAAUUGGAAUGCAAAGAAAUGAGGUUACGCGAGCGGUUACACACUUCCACGCGAAAGGAACUUCGGUAA
Messenger RNA from Penicillium crustosum, 1179 nucleotides. RefSeq lists its product as uncharacterized. The transcript has 2 exons. The coding region runs from base 1 to 1179 and encodes 392 amino acids. The record is from RefSeq and is a predicted model, not a curated record. Lineage: Eukaryota; Fungi; Ascomycota; Eurotiomycetes; Eurotiales; Aspergillaceae.